This is a messenger RNA of Pieris macdunnoughi, 480 nucleotides long. The record is from the annotation of a GenBank genome assembly. NCBI's taxonomy places the organism in Eukaryota, Metazoa, Arthropoda, Insecta, Lepidoptera, Pieridae.
AUGAGCUCGGGAGGAACUCGUGUGUACGUGGGUGGUCUAGUGGAAGGAAUCAAGAAGGAAGAUUUGGAGCGGGAAUUCGAUAAAUAUGGCAAAUUGAACUCUGUCUGGGUCGCACUUAACCCCCCAGGUUUUGCAUUCAUAGAAUUUGAAAACAUGCAGGAGGCAGAAGAUGCGUGUAGCGCGAUGAAUGGUUUCGAAAUGUUAGGCGCGACUUUAAAAGUAGAGUUAUCAAGAAAACGUGAUGGGCCACGCCGAGGUUUCCGCGGUGGUGGCGGCGGCGGCGGCGGUGGUGGCCGUGGGAACUUCGGCGGACGGGGUGGGCGCUCUUUCGGUGGGAACGGAGGUGGCAGCAGACCCUACAACAACAGCUAUGGAGGCGGCGGCGGUGGUGGUGGUGGUGGCCGCUCUUUCAACCGCAAUGGCUAUGGCUCAGGCAACAGGGACAAUGGAAGAUCUAGGUCGCCACUGGGCCGAUUUUAA